Messenger RNA from Aphanomyces astaci, 863 nucleotides. Its product is annotated as 14-3-3-like protein. The coding region runs from base 51 to 800 and encodes 249 amino acids. NCBI's taxonomy places the organism in Eukaryota, Oomycota, Saprolegniomycetes, Saprolegniales, Verrucalvaceae. Gene Ontology annotation, biological process: signal transduction. The transcript has a single exon. Gene Ontology annotation, cellular component: cytoplasm. The record is from RefSeq and is a predicted model, not a curated record.
GCCGCCACUCGCAAAUUUGCUUCUUCUUGCCCAAGUGACAUAUCGUGAAAAUGGACCGUGACUCGCUCGUCUUCCUUGCCAAGCUCGCUGAACAAGCCGAGCGCUACGAUGAAAUGGUGGACCACAUGAAGGCCGUGGCCAACAACCACAACGUGGAGCUAUCCGUGGAGGAGCGCAACUUGCUCUCGGUCGCGUACAAGAACGUGAUCGGGUCGCGCCGCGCGUCGUGGCGAGUGAUCAGCUCGAUCGAAAACAAGGGCGACUCGGACCGCGCCGAACACAUCAAGAACUACAGACUGAAGAUCGAAACCGAAUUAGUCGAAAUCUGCAAUGACAUUCUGCACAUCAUCGAACAAAACCUGAUCCCCAACUCGUCGUCGGAGGAAGGCAAGGUGUUUUACUACAAGAUGAAGGGCGACUACCACCGCUACUUGGCUGAAUUCCAAACCGAGGACGAACGCAAGGAAUCGUCGGACAAGGCGUUGGAAUCGUACAAGCAAGCGUCCACGAUCGCGAUGGCGGAGUUGCCCCCUACCCACCCCAUCCGCCUCGGGUUGGCGCUCAACUUUUCCGUGUUUUACUACGAAAUCUUGAACUCCCCCGACCGUGCGUGCAACCUUGCCAAGCAAGCGUUCGACGAUGCCAUUGCUGAAUUGGACACGCUGUCGGAAGAAUCGUACAAGGACUCGACGUUGAUUAUGCAGUUGUUGCGCGACAACUUGACGUUGUGGACGUCGGACCAAGAGCCCGACAGCGCCGACGCCAACCAAGGCGACAUGAACGUCCAAGAUGUAGAAUAAACGAUCGUUUGUUUCCAUCGCAGGGUCUCUUUUUAGAUAAUACAACCAUUAUUUUACAGUCAA